AUGGGCUUAUGCAAAUGUCCGAAGAGGAAAGUCACCAAUUUAUUUUGUUUCGAACAUCGUGUCAACGUUUGUGAUCAUUGCUUAGCUAUAGAUCACUACGCUAGUAAAAUAGAGCCAAUAGCAGAUUGUCUGUGCAAUGCCAGACAAGAAGCGAUCCAAAUCGAGGAGGACUUUAUACAUUGUGUUAUCAUUAGCCUUGAUGACCAAGGUCGUCAAGAUUGCACAAACAAUAACAUUCAUCGCCAUUAUGGGCAAUCAUCGGAUGAUGAUCGAUCCAUUGGCAGUCGAUUGUGUGCGGUUAAAUCGUAUCUCAACUGGUUGCAAGAUAGCGACUAUGAUACCAACUGUGGAUAUUGCAAGAAGAAUCUACAUGGGAAUGGUGAAGUUGUGAGAUUACUAUGCUUAGAUAUCUUUCAUUUAGAAUGUUUGAGUAACUAUGGCAUUAAUGGCCAUUUUGAUCAAAAUAAUUUACAAGAUUUUAAAUGCCCACAGUGCGAUGCCAAAAUCAUCCAAAAUGAUCGGUUAAAUUCAAUACUUGGACAAAAAUUAACGGAAAAAAUUGCGAAAUCUUCUUGGGGCAAAUUAAUUGGCAUUUUUGGUGACAAUGGCACAUCAAAAAAAGAAACAGCUUCUGAUAGUAAGGUAUUAGAGGUACAGAAAAUGAAUAAAGAAGAGGGGGAACCGAAGGAUGUAUCGAAAAGCAUGAUUGUACAAACAACUGGUAACCACAGUCCAGUUGCAAAUCCUAUCGCUUAUUCUGCACAAGCGAUGAAAAUUGAAGAACCAUCUGAUGCCUCUAAUUCAAAUUCGAAUCAAGUACAAUUUUCUUCACCAAAUUUGUCAUCAAAUCUGCCACCGAAUCCGCUGCAGUUUUCAUCAGUAGCGCAAAUGGAACCUGACGACGCACGAACGAAAUUGGUGACUUCGACUGUUGAGAAGUUACGGAACAAUCCUGAGACUGAUUCUCUAAAUGAAAUUCAUCAAUCAUUGCCUCAAUUUUUUCCGAUGGCCGUUGAUGUUGCUUCAGUUCAAACAUCUAGAAAAUUUAGUCGAGAUCAAAAAAGUAGGGAUUCUUAUAAGGUAGAUAUGCCUGCAGAUGAUCCAGAUGAUCCAGAUGAACAUAAGUAUAAGAGGCGAAGCCCAUUUGUUUGGCUAUCAAGGCUAAUAAAGUGGAAAUGUCUUGAGUUGGUUGCUGUUGAUAUAUAA
Messenger RNA from Trichoplax adhaerens, 1206 nucleotides. RefSeq lists its product as uncharacterized. Gene Ontology annotation, cellular component: Golgi apparatus. Lineage: Eukaryota; Metazoa; Placozoa; Uniplacotomia; Trichoplacea; Trichoplacidae. Bases 1 to 1206 code for a protein of 401 amino acids. The record is from RefSeq and is a predicted model, not a curated record. The transcript is spliced from 10 exons.